Prorocentrum cordatum is the source of this 1451-nucleotide messenger RNA. NCBI's taxonomy places the organism in Eukaryota, Dinophyceae, Prorocentrales, Prorocentraceae. The record is from the annotation of a GenBank genome assembly.
CAAGGCAUUGAUGACCACGGGUCGGCAUGAGAGCGUUAGACGCAAUUAUUUUCCCCAACCCGAGCAAAUUCGAUGUCAAAUGUUUUGGACUAUGCUUCGGCAGCAUCCUCUUGUUCGUCGUCGGGGUGUCUAUUUCCACGUUGAAGGACGAGCGCAGGAUGAGCAGAACGCUGGUCACAGACCAAGACCAUCCCAGCGCCCUGCCAAUUCACCGAGAUGGUGCAAUUGCGGGUUCAGGCCCGACAAACAAGGCUCGCGACAGGUUAGACGAAUUCAGUGUGAUUGGGGUCCUACCGUCCCCCAAGACAGAAAUGCAGUUCAGUACGAAAUGCAACAUGACGAUCGACAUUCAAAGCAGGGUACUCAGCCUGAAGACGGAAGCAGGGGUUCUGUUGGUGAAGGAAGGUGGGAUGUUCGAGGAGAAUGGGGUUCUCAUCGGAGAUGUGCCGCCCCGAGCACUAAUCUGCGAGUCUGCCGACACAGGGGCACAAGUUGGCGGCGCCGCCUUGUUUACAGUCACGUCUGGCGCGAGUUAUACAUUCAAGGGUUGGACGGGCUUCAUAAAUAAGUAUUGUUGGGCCAAGCACCACCGCGUGCACCUUUAUCUUUGGCUGGGCGAGGUCGACCGGAGUUUCCUCGAGAACAAGACAGAGGACGCACUCCCGUGUAGUAACCACGAGCCUGUGUCAAACCAUUAUUUCCGCCCGCUCGGCAUGAGAGCAGUUCUCGAGGAGAAGAAGCCAAGUUGGAUUCUCAAUUUGGAUCUGCAGGACGCGUGGUUCCCUGCGCAGCAUUUUCUUUCGAACCAUCUCCCGCGCUUCUUGAGGGAAGAUGUCGGCGACCUCGUGAAUGGCAAAGUGCAUGGCCAAAGCCAAGUGUUCAUGAACGGAGCUGUAAUCGCAUUCAAAAACACUGCAUGGGCAAAAUACUUCCUGCUACAAUGGUUUAAAAAUAGAUGUGGCCGCAAAGACCAGCUCUCGCUCUGGCACAGCUUGUUCACUGAGUGGAAGAAAGAGAUACCAUCCUUAGAGUGGGACGUGAAGAAGCUGUUGAAAUAUGAUACAGCGAUGUUGUAUGUGCCAAAGGUUGCAGAGCGAUACCUUGGAUGGAAGAACGGUUUCAAUUCUGAAGAGCUACAUCUGCCGCAUGUAACAAUCAUGCCGAACGUGGCCAGGUCUCCGAAUGUCGCGUUCCGAUGGAGCGAGGACGGGCAGAAUGAGCCCUUCAUUUGUCACAUCCGCCUCGACAAGGCAAACGAACAGGAGCGGAAGAAGUGUGACCACCGCAUGGACCUGUGCGCUGAAUCCUACAUGUGCUCCUGCUGAGCCGACUGGGGUACCUGCCGAUUGUCACGAGCUUCGGCCCGUUGCGGAGGACGUCGGUUCCGCUGGCGGCGGAUAUGGAUCCCUCGCCGCCUUGCAACCCUGGGGGGUCCACGUUGUGAGAAGCAA